Eimeria necatrix is the source of this 5865-nucleotide messenger RNA. Its product is annotated as DnaJ domain-containing protein, putative. Gene Ontology annotation, biological process: protein phosphorylation; intracellular signal transduction. The transcript is spliced from 7 exons. Gene Ontology annotation, molecular function: protein serine/threonine kinase activity. NCBI's taxonomy places the organism in Eukaryota, Apicomplexa, Conoidasida, Eucoccidiorida, Eimeriidae. Gene Ontology annotation, cellular component: cytoplasm. The coding region runs from base 1 to 5865 and encodes 1954 amino acids. The record is from RefSeq and is a predicted model, not a curated record.
AUGCGGGAGGUCUUGCGGCAUGGACAGAGCGAGGAGGAGUCUGACACUACUUAUGCAUCCGCCGAUGUUGCCAGGCUACAUGCAGUGGCGAGACGCAUUCAGCUGAGGGAGCAUGCGAGUAGGCAACAGCAACUCCAGCUUCACAAGCAGCUGCAGCAGCAGCAGCAGCUGUUGCAGCAGCAGCAACAGCAGUUGCACCAGCAAGAUGCGCUGCUACGCCACCAAGAACAGCUCCUUCGGCAGCAAGAACAGCAGCUCUCUAGCCGCGAGACUGAAGCGAGGUUGCUGUUGCGCCAGGUGAGUUUGCUGCAGCAGCAGCUGGAAGAGAGGGCGGACCGCCUUGCAGCAGCAGAAGGGAACUACCUCGAUGUCACGGCAUCUUUACAACAGCUGAAACAGCGCGUAGCCUUGGGAGAUGAGGCGAAGCUGUUUGUUGAGGAGGUGCGGCAGCAACAACAGCAGGAUACGCAGCAUCUCUAUGCAGAGGUUCGUCGCCUUAGGCGUCAACUUGCCCAGUGCAUACGUUUGUCAGUUUCGUCCGACGAUAAGGACAGAAGAGAACAAAACUUACGGGAGGAAGAUGCAGACCUAGAUAAGGAAAGUGUUCAGAGGUGCCACUUGAAUGAAUCAUCUUUGGGGCAAAUGGCGACUGGCGAAGGACAACUGCAGCAGCCAGUUGCAGAGCUUUCGCUGCCUUUGAAAGGGAGUGAAGGGGCAAUUCUUAGCCCUUCUACAUCCGUCGGCAUUUGGUGCUGCGCUGAGGCAGCAGAGGCUGCUUCAUGCACGGCUUGGGGCUGCAGUGCUGGCUGCAGCUGCCACAGUGACUCGCAGCACGAGGCGGUGGUGGGUGAGUUGCGUGAGGCACUGCAUACCUGCCGCUGCGCUGUCGAUCAGAGGAUCACUGACGAGGCAACAGCCACGUCAACGGCGGCCGUCGGGGCUGCAUCAUUGGCUAUGAGGGAAGUGCUCCAGCGCUGUCCGGCAUCAGGGGCUGAUCCAGAAAUCGUGGACAUGCUGCUUGAAAGGUUGAGGGCAGAGAGUAUGCGGAUAAGGGUGUAUUCACAACAAAGGCACGCAGCUUCUUCUUCAGCGGCAGGGUCCAGCACUGAAGGUCAACUGCAGCUGCAGGGAAGCCUGGCAGCAAUAGAUGAGCCGAUGGAGAGAGAGGCUUAUGAUGUUCUUGGGACUGCGCUUCCGGACGUGGUGUUGCUGCCUCUUCUCGGGGUGCAAAACAUAGCGACUCUACUCCGUCUGAAGCAACAGGCUGUCUUGCUUGCCAACUCGCGCUGGCUGCAACUGCUCAGGGACACAGUAGGCAGCAAAUUUCUUGAGGGCAGUAGCUGCGUUGCUAGCAGCUGCAGCAGCAACGGCAUUCUGAAGGAAAAGGGACAAAUGGAGAUGUCACCACAAGCAGGAGCAAAUAAGGAGAGUAGUACGGCUCCGCUUGUGCCUGCUGGGGAGACGAGAGGGGAAUCUCGGCAGCAUAUGUUGUUGCAGCUGCUGCUGCGAGGAUCUGGCGGAGUAGCUGCUGCAGCAGGACUCCUGCGAGAGGGCGCUUCCCCACUGGCGUUUCAUGCGUCAACUUUGACUGAUAGAGAGUCAGGGAACAACGUCUUCCAUCUCGUCUGCAUGAGGAAUCUGCCACAGCUGUUUGGCACGCUCAGUCUCACGUCGCUCCCGUGCGAAUUUUUCUACGCUCACAACAGAGAAGGCAAAACGCCUGCUGAUCUGCUGCCUCUUCUGCUACCUCCUUACGUGGAGGAACUACGCGAGCUGCAGAAAACUGCAGCAGCAGAACUACAGCACCGAGCCGAAUUCCAAGACCAGGUCACAUUGGUUGCUUGUAACUUAAGGGCCUGGAGAAGCGUAGUGUUUGAAUAUGCGGCAAAGGCAAGCUCGCUGUACAGACAGCAUCGGAACGAGGCGGCACUUGCUCUUUAUACGGAGGCAUUGAAGCUACAACAGCGGCUGUUAGAGAAGCAGCAGCAACUCGAUGGGAUUACCGGUGGUGUCAGUGCUUCUAAUGUUUCGCUCUUAGAGAACACAGCGAAGCUUGCUUUCAACAAGGCUUGCGAAUGGCUGCUGGAUUUUGAGGGAGCACUAAAUUACAUCCAGCUCAUGCGACAGAACUGCCCAGACUCUUUCUCCGCCGAACAUUACCAAAAGCGACGACUGUACGAAGCUCAGCUGCAGGCGUCGAGCUUCCAAGUGUUGGGCAUUGAGAAGGGUGCCCCCAAAGCAACAGUGAAUCGAGCGUUCCGCCGCAUGAGCAUUUUGUGGCAUCCGGACAAAGCCUCUGCACUGUCAGAAGACCUCCGGCUCAGACAUGAAAAUCACUUCAAAAGGCUUAACGAAGCACGCAUUGCGUUGCUGGAUGAAAAAUCCUAUGCAAGGCAGCUGCUCUUACCUAUCCAACCACUGUAUAGGCAUCCUGAGCUGCUUGUCAUUGCUAAGCCAGCGCAGCAGUCGACACCGUCUCCUCUCCUGGUUCAGCCAGCACAGCUCACAGCAGAGCAGCAGCAAGACAGUCAGCACCACAGUGAACAGGAUCAAACGCUGCGGGAUCCGCAGCAGGAGACAGAUGAGGUGGAGCCCCGUCUUGAGAAGCUGCAGCAGCAAAGGCAGCAAUUGCUGCGGUCCAUCGGGAGCCUCCAAAGACAGCAGCAUGAGCUGCAACGCGAGCUAGAGGAGCACCAAGGUACGGCUACAAGGGAGCAGGGCUGGGCCAGCACUAGCAAUUCUUUGCGGUGGCAUGAACUGCAGAAGCUGCAGCAGCAACAGCAUAACAAGCAGAAGAGGCUCAUACAGUGCGAGACGGAAAUAGACCAGUGCUUGCACAGGAAGGAGAUGCAACACCAAGCCUAUGCGCAUAAGCAGCAUGAAAAGCAGCAGUCAGACACCCGACAGCAACAAAAAUACGAGGAACGGGAGCAGCGAGACCCAGAAGCGGUAGACGUGGAGCAGGUAGAGGGGAAUAUAGAAGAACGGCAAACAGACAACUGCAGUCCCUGUAGUGAUGACUGGCACCACCCGCUGCAGCAGCAGCCUCAGCAGCGGAACCUAGAGAGAUACGACGUGGAAGCUCCCGGCGUUACGCCUCCAGGCGCGCCAGUAGGAGACAGUGAAGAGCAGCCUGCCACUCAGACUGCACAGACUGCGCACUUUGCUUCUUCCUCAGCAACAACAGCAGCGGCGGCGGUCAAUGAAGCUGCAGCAACUGCCUUGUCGGAGGGAGCCCAAACAAAUCCUGAGGGUGACACUCCAUCUUGGGCCUCUGUUACUUCCAGUGACAGUGAUGCAGACGAUUCCAAUGCAGGAUUUGCCUUUUCGGACUAUGCACAAAGUGCAGACAACUCGCAGUGUAGUUCGGGAUUUCCAACCACAUCGACUACCGUACCAACGCCGCCUCCACUUCCGAAAGAGUCCUGCGCUUCUACCCAGCAGUGCCGGAGCUCCCCUGAAACAUCGGUUGCACCUGACUCGCCGACAAAACCGACCACUAUGCUAAACGCGAAGCGCAACAGGGAGUCCUCCUGCGCGAGCUUUUGCCGAACAGUCGGUCGCGGCUGCUCCAGAGCGUUCUCUGCAGGGCCUCAGAAGAGAACAGGAGAAGCAGCCACAAAGACAACAGUUGGGACGCCAGCGGCCACUGCCCGCAGGAGCCUCACCACUUGUAUUUAUUCUACAGCGCCGCGGUGUCCUGCAGUUGCUACUGGCACAAGAGAAGCCAAUCAGCCAAGAAAAAGCACAGCGUAUUGGGAAGAAACAAACAGUAGCAGCAAAAACAGCUCCAGCAGCAGCAGUAGCAGCAGCUGCAGCAGCAGCAGUAGCGACGCAAGUGACAGUGAAGAAGCCGUUUCCGACAGAGGCCCAGAUAGGGCUUGGAUCGAAGGCAGCGUUUUCGGGAGGAACAAUUUUGCUGCCGCGGCUACUGCUGCUGCAGUUGCCAAAAUAGCAGCAAGUGCAGUUCCAGCAGCGAGUGGCGGUUCGGCAAAAGCUGCCAUGCAAAAGCGGCAGCAGCAAUUGCCGUCGCCACCCCCCCGACGGGUAACAGCAACGCAAGGUGCGCGGAAGGACGGCAGCAGGUGUAGCAGUGGUGGAAGCAGCGGGUGCAAAACAAGAGGGACCUCAGGACGCCGUCGUUUUGUCCGUACACGGGGUUAUCUGCAACAACAACAAGUUAGUCCUCACCAGCAGCGACAGGACCAGCAGGAGCAGUGUCAGGACCAGCAACAGCAGCGGCAGCAGCUCUGGAGAGAAACAGCUGGCGGGAGCGAAACUACUGGUAACACCCCUUCAACAACUCCAACCAGUCAAGCUGCAGCAGCGGGCCCGUUAUCUGAUGCAACCCCACAAGCAGCAACAGGAGCAGCAUGGCCUUUGCCCCCUGACUUUCCUGAGCCAUUCAGCGUAGAAGGCCUACCGUCGCACGGGCAGCUGGCGGGCCAAAACACAGCCUCAUGGCAUCAAGAGCGAAACCAUCGAGACGCGCCACAGCAGUUUGAAUGCUCCGACUCGGAGAUUCUUGCGCACCCAUUAGGAAACAAGCAAAGUGACUACGGGCGAGAGCGUAAUGUCGCAGAAUCUCCGGUGGUGCUUACCCAAUCCUUGGAUUGCCAUGGCAUACGACAUCAGGACUCGCAGCAGGACUCUUCCCACGAGCAUAUGCUGCAUCGGAACCUGCAGCCGCAGAACGAGUUGCAAGGGGUAGCGGAGAGAGAUGGUCGCCAAUUGCUCUUCCCAGAGGAAGAGCAGCGCUCGUGCUCCGCGGGAGCAGAAGAACCGAAAGCAGAAAGGCUCGCAACGCCAAUCCCUGCUACCCCUCUCGCAGGUCGACCUUUUCCUGUAGGACACGGAGAUGCUGCUGUGCCCGCUGAGGCAAGAUGGGCUGGUUUCGAGGACGAGCAUGCGAGCGAUAAGGAUCCCCCGCAGAGAAACUUUCGGUGGCCAGUUCCCCCUCAGUGCAGAAACACGUCCGAUUCCGGCAUGGGCUUAAUCAAUUGUUCUAACCAAUCUAGUUCAGCAACGGAGUCUGUGAAUCCCAUGGAACCUACAGUAGCACAGGUCUCUCGAAAUGGCGGAGGUACAAGCACUUCUGGAGCGCAUCACUCGAAUAGUGCCAGUGGGGUUUCUAGUGCUGGAGAAAACUGCGGCAGCAGCACUGGUAACCAGAGUGAUGGCCGGAUCGACAAAAGAGAAAGCUUUAGCGGUCGCAGUGAUAGCGACCCGGAAGACCGUCCGGGUACGCUUCGGGAAUCAGGACGGUGGCGGCAGUCCCUUUAUUCUCAGCAGCAGCAGCAUUUCCGCCGGCAGCCAAAGCAUCUGUACAACUCCGCUACGCAUGAAGCUCCCAGCCAAGGGAGCCCUGCUGCAGCAGAAGCAGUCAUUCUUCCGCAGUUGGGGAUGACUGCACCGCAGCGAAGCUCGAUGCCGCUGCCGGGUUGCAGCACCACGAGUGAGAACAGCAGCGCCACACUCAACGGAGGCGCAGUACCAGCAAUGGCUACGCCAACAAGACUGUUUCCUCACUGCGGCCCGAAUGAAGUGGAAAUGCAACAUAGAGCACACAACGCAUACUUGGGCUGCUCUCAAGAAACUUCUUGUAGCGCUUCAAGGGGAGCUGCUGCUGCUACAUCUGGAGAUCACAUAGCAACCGUCAGCGACGCGUUACGAGGGUUUCAGCCCAGUGAAGACGGAUUCAGUACAUUAGGGGGCAAUGGUCUCCCACUUCGUGGCGAUGGCCGUUCAGUAGGGGAUAUGCCAGCACCUUUGAGCAUGUGGCAGCACGUCCGCAUCAGAGGGUCUUUACCGCAUACCGGAGAAAACGAUUUGCAACGCUUGCCGAACAGGACCGACGAAAUGUGA